Molecule: messenger RNA, 1650 nt
Organism: Schistosoma rodhaini
Lineage: Eukaryota; Metazoa; Platyhelminthes; Trematoda; Strigeidida; Schistosomatidae
Source: the annotation of a GenBank genome assembly
AUGCAAUCUCAAAUAUUAACUCUAUUAGAAUUUGAUGCUCUGGAAAAAGACUUGAACAAUGCAAUCAUUAACGCUGCUUUCCUAUUAUUGUAUAAAGAUCUGAUUCGUCUAUUUGCUUCAUAUAAUGAGGGUAUGAUUAAUUUGAUAGAGAAAUACUUUACUUUGAAAAGAAGACAAUGUCGUCUUGGCUUGGACCUAUAUCAUGCUUUUCCAGGUUUAUUAUCAAAGCUUACUGAAUUCCUUACACUUGCUGAGAGUUUGGGAAUUGGAGAUAAGGAUAGCCUAGGCCUACAGCCGGUGCCAGAAAAAGUUAUACAAGCCAUGGAGCAACACUUACAAAUUUUGGAAAGUAAAAAAGGAUCAGAUGAUGAAGAAGAAGAGACUCAUACUUCAACCAAACCAAAUGUACCAAAGAAGCCAACAGUCCCUGUACCCAUUCCAAGUCAAACCGUAAUCUGCACUGAAGCUAACAAGAUAUCUAGCCAUAAUCCGCCCACUGGAAACACAGAUUACAACGAAGAUGCUGAAUCAAUAAACAAAACACAUGAUUCUAAUAUUCUGGACCAAUCUGAACAAUUGAACGAUGAUACAACUGAACCGACUGCUGCAUCAUAUCCAACUGUCGUCUUAAAUGAUGAAGAUGGAUUACCUUCUGCUUUACAAGAGGAGAUAAUCGCAGCGGCUAAAGGUCAUUUAAACGAAACCCUUGUUAAGAGUUCGGAAGCUGUAAAACGUUCAACUCAACAAGGUGCAGUUAAAGCUCCAGUACAUACACAAUUGGGCAGAUCGGAACAACGAACUGUAUCAGUGCCACCGACACGUUCACGAUCACCAUCACCAGCUCGUCCACCCCCAUCACCUAGCCGUCAAUAUGGAAAAACUACACCAAAACAACCAUCGAUCAGUGCAAGUGAUAGUGAAGCAAUUAAUGAUGACAAUACGGAUGGUAUCAAUAAGACAAAACAUAAUUCAUCAUCAUUAGGUCUUAAUGUAGAAGUGAAUGCACAGACUGACGCUUCAUCUAUAUGUGCUAGUCCUUUUGCUGGGGAUGAAGAACCAGUUGAACCGGUAACUGAUACUGAUACUAAUGUAUGGUCAAAUAAAUCAUCAGAAGCUCAUGUUGAACCAGUACAUGGUAGCAGUCAUCAUUCAGCAAUCGAUGAUUUACUUGGUCUUGACCUAUUGUCCACUGAUGAUUCUAUUCCACAAACCAAUAUUGAACCUGUUCCUUUCUCAGCUCAAACUGAGUCUGUUGGAAAGGAGGGUGAAUCAAAUCCUUCAGCUGUCAAUACUACUGCUACUACUACCAAUACCACAGGUUCUGCUUCAGUUUUUGACGACUUAUUGUCAUUAGAUCCUCUUUUGGAGAAAGAUUCUGUAGGUGGUGGUACUACUUCUACGACUACAAAGAUACCAGUGAAUAAUCCCCCUACAUCAUUUAAUAAUUCACUGCCUCCAGGUUUAAAACCUGUCCCUGCAACUGUCCCAAUACGUCCUGCUGUUGUUAUGUCUGCAUCACAAAACAAGAAUCCACUUGAUGCAUUAGACAGCACCUUAUCGAAUCUAGCUUCAAGUCUAGGAGGUCAGCAAACAUGGGGCUCUACUAAUUUGAAGAAGAAACCCCUGGCUGAAAGUGUGAAACCAACGUGA